Molecule: messenger RNA, 3815 nt
Organism: Suricata suricatta (meerkat)
Lineage: Eukaryota; Metazoa; Chordata; Mammalia; Carnivora; Herpestidae
Gene: GPR22
Product: G protein-coupled receptor 22
Exons: 3
Coding region: 1427-2728 (433 amino acids)
Biological process (GO): G protein-coupled receptor signaling pathway
Cellular component (GO): membrane
Molecular function (GO): peptide binding; G protein-coupled receptor activity
Source: RefSeq, a predicted model, not a curated record
UUCCUCUGAAAAGCAGUGCCAUUCCUUUUUAGAAAGACUGAAUCUAAAUGUUGUCUCUGGAGACAAGAAGCCUUCAGUAUGUGCAAUUACUUCACUACGUUUUUCAGAUGCUUAUUGAUUCCACAGUAGGAAGAGUGAGAGACUGCAGCAGCCUCUAGGCAGCACUCCACGUUCCAUACAUUAGCAGGACUGCUGAGACAAUGGCACAGUACAGACACAUAUUUUCAUUAAGGUCUUUUCUGAAGAGAUGUUUAUGACCCUCUUCCCCCAGUCCUCUGCUAACAAGUGAACAAAAUGAAUCAAUCAAAACUGGAAACGCUUCAACUACAUCAGGAAUUUAUCAAACCUUUAGCGGAGGGCCCACAGCAGCUAAUUCAGUAUUUACAAGUGGCAAUAUGAAGAAUGCAUCUGAUCAAGCACCUCCCUAGCUGUCUGAACCACAAACUGCAGGACAUUCUUCUAACAUAUGAAUUUAAGACACCAAGGAGUUAAAACCAGAAAAGACAGGUCCACAUUACUGCUGGUAUACAACACAUCGACAGUAAUCAUCCUCAGAAGAUGCUCUAUAAAACAGACCUAAAAAGAAAAACAAUUUGACUGCAAAAGCCUAAAAACAAAAUGGUGAGCAUUUUUAAAGGGGGAGUUUAUACUUUAACAUACCAGGAUUGUGGAGGUGAUUUCUGAAGAAAGAAUGAGACAUGGAUUACCAAAAAGAGAGUGCCACACAUUAGCAACAAGCUAAAUGAAGCUUUAUCAAGUAUUUUCUGCACUAAAUAUUCAGAUAUUCGUAGCAGUCGAUAUUACUAUUAAAGGAUUUUUUCAUCUAAGUUUUAUGACUAUGUAUCCUCUUCUCAUGAAAACAAAUCAAAUUAAAUAGCAGAUGGUUUUUAUCAAAAGAACAUGGACUGGAUUUAGAAUAUAAAGCAAGUUAUGUGAUCAAGAAAUCAUUUCAAAAUAAUGAGGACUGCUAUAGAAACGUUUACAUUUGUAACAAAAGGAUGUCUAAAAACAUUUUAGAAGCUAGAAACCAUAUGUUUCCUUUUUUGCUUUCACAUAUUCUGGAAAAUAAAGAGACACUAUCAUAUAUUCCCUCAAAGGGAAAUAUAAUUCCUACCAUUUGAGGAAGUUUCUCUUGGUCGUGACUUUCUAAGGCAAAACAAACACAAAUGUUUGUACUGGUCUUUAGAAAUCCAUCAGCCAACUAAAUCUCACAAUUCAUGCAGUUUGAAGUAUUGGAGAGAAAAAUGAAAGAAUUUCUACAAGACAUGAAAUAAAACACAGCUACUUCACUGUUGUCAGGUAAAAAAAAAAAUCAUGUCAAAAUCUGUCAAUGACAUCAUGUAUCAAUUUGUGAAAACCUGCCGUAGUGAGCCAAAGGGCCCAUAAGGCCACAGCAAACAGGGAAAACACCAACUGCUCCAAAAGAAUGUGUUUUUCUCCUAUUCUGGAAAUCAACAUGCAGUCUGAAUCUAACAUUACAGUGAGAGAUGACACUGAUGACAUCAACAGCAAUAUGUACCAACCACUAUCCUACCCAUUAAGCUUUCAAGUAUCUCUCACCGGAUUUCUUAUGAUAGAAAUUGUGUUGGGACUUGGCAGCAACCUCACCGUAUUGGUACUUUACUGCAUGAAAUCCAACUUAAUCAACUCUGUCAGCAACAUUAUUACAAUGAAUCUUCAUGUACUUGAUGUAAUAAUUUGUGUGGGAUGUAUUCCUCUAACUAUAGUCAUCCUUCUGCUUUCACUGGAAAGUAACACUGCUCUCAUCUGCUGUUUCCACGAGGCCUGUGUAUCUUUUGCCAGCGUCUCAACAGCAAUCAACGUUUUUGCUAUCACUCUGGACAGAUACGACAUCUCCGUAAAACCUGCAAACCGAAUUCUGACAAUGGGCAGAGCUGCAAUGCUGAUGAUAUCCAUUUGGAUUUUUUCAUUUUUCUCUUUCCUGAUUCCCUUUAUUGAGGUAAAUUUUUUCAGUCUUCGAAGUGGAAACACAUGGGAAAACAAGACACUUUUGUGUGUCAGUACAAAUGAAUACUACACUGAACUGGGAAUGUAUUAUCACCUGCUAGUACAGAUCCCAAUAUUCUUUUUCACUGUCAUAGUGAUGUUAAUCACAUACACCAAAAUCCUUCAGGCUCUUAAUAUUCGAAUAGGCACAAGAUUUUCGACAGGGCAGAAGAAGAAAGCAAGAAAGAAAAAGACAAUUUCUCUAACCACACAACAUGAGACUACAGACAUGUCACAAGGCAGUGGUGGGAGAAAUGUAGUCUUUGGUGUAAGAACUUCGGUCUCUGUAAUAAUUGCCCUCCGGCGAGCUGUGAAACGACACCGAGAACGACGAGAAAGGCAAAAAAGAGUCUUCAGGAUGUCUUUAUUGAUCAUUUCUACAUUUCUUCUCUGCUGGACACCAAUUUCUGUCUUAAAUACCACCAUUUUAUGUUUAGGCCCAAGUGACCUUUUAGUAAAAUUAAGGUUAUGUUUUCUAGUCAUGGCUUAUGGAACAACUAUAUUUCAUCCAUUAUUAUAUGCAUUCACUAGACAAAAAUUUCAAAAGGUCUUGAAAAGUAAAAUGAAAAAACGAGUUGUUUCCAUCGUGGAAGCUGAUCCUAUGCCUAACAAUGCAGUAAUACACAAUUCUUGGAUAGAUCCUAAGAGAAACAAAAAAAUUACCUUUGAAGACAGUGAAAUAAGAGAAAAAUGUUUAGUACCUCAGGUUGUCACAGACUAGGGAAACAUCUAAGUUUCACUAAGCCCACAUUCAAAAGUUUUAAACUUAAAUUGUAAAAAAAUGACAUUACUGCCAAAUAUAAGAAAAACAUUUUAAGUAUUGGUUAUGUUGUAAAUUUUCAAUGUAAAUGUCAAGAUUAGAUUAGGUCAUGUAUAUUCAAUUUCCUCAUUACAAUGUAUUUGUUGCAUGGCAGUUUGUUAAAGUAAUAUCGUGUAUAUUUUGUCAAUAUUAUGUCCAUCAGAAGAUAUUCAUGUAAGUCAUAUUUUCUAAAUAAUAAAUACAUAGCCUUAAAACAGUGUAUAACUUUAAAAUGUAACUGACACAGGUAUCUUGGCUUUUUUUUUUUUAUAAAGUGUAUUUGUUUCUAAGUCACAAACUAUAGAUAUAUUUAUAUAAUGACAACUGGAAUAGCACUUUAACCUAAGAACAAAAGUUAUGGGCUCCAAACAGUCAAAAUAAUUCAGGAUUUUCUAUAUCACUAUAUUAUGUUUUCUGGUAUGGUCUACCUAGUAUAAUAUUUGAUGAAUCAAAAAUAAUGAACUAUAUGUGAAUCUUUAACCUUUUUCUUGAAUGCUGAGAAUUGUAGGAUUUAUCAAGAUUUUAAAUUUUGACAACCAAGAAACAACCCUGUAUAUACACUCUGAGAUAGGGAAACUUUGAAAUUCAAGUUUAUUAUGAAAAAGAGAUUGAUUUUCUAAGAUCAAGGGCACUAUGCCUAUAAUAUACAAACAAAAGAACAAUAAAGGGAAGGAAGAAAACAAAAGCACCAGCCUCUUUCUUCCUUCUUCACUUCGCUGGAGCCUAAGCCAAAUGGUCUGGAUUAAUACAAUAUACUAGUAAACAAAACUAUUAAAAUCUGAAUAAAGGGGAAAAAGACUUUGACUUUGUGAAUCUUCUCUCUAAUAAUUCAACCAUUUCUAAUUGUAGAUACAUGGCAACUUCAGAGUAAUACAAUUUACACAACGUUCCUAUACUAGUUCCUAUGCUAUUGUAGAUUCCGAAUGUUUCAAAAUGUUAAUAGUUCUAUUUCCAUCCUUAAAAACAUUAAAGCGGCAAUAAACCUUGUCAAUUUUUUUACUCUACGCCA